This is a messenger RNA of Rosa chinensis, 3171 nucleotides long. Its product is annotated as urease. Gene Ontology annotation, cellular component: urease complex. Gene Ontology annotation, molecular function: urease activity; nickel cation binding. The transcript has 18 exons. Lineage: Eukaryota; Viridiplantae; Streptophyta; Magnoliopsida; Rosales; Rosaceae. The record is from RefSeq and is a predicted model, not a curated record. Gene Ontology annotation, biological process: urea catabolic process. Bases 435 to 3002 code for a protein of 855 amino acids.
AUGACAUGGACUCCAACAACUCCACUUGGAACUUUGUGGAAAUUCGAUUAAAACAGUUGAGAACCAGCGAUGAGGAUGUAACCAAUGAGGAGUCGCCACAAGUCUUUUGCGAAAAGAGACGGCCAUUGGUGACUUACAGUUUCACACUCUCUGGUAUCAUCGGACUAUUUAAGUAGGAAGAAGGCAAUGAGGAGCUGCCACAAGUCUUCUGCAAACAGAGACGGCCAUCGGUGACUUGCAGUUGUUUCACACUCACUAAAAGGGUCCCAAUCCCAUCUCUUCUGUAUCAUCGGACUGAUGAAGUAGGAAGCUUUGACAUCUGUGCCAUCAUUUCUGAUCAUCAUCAUCAUCUAUAUCUCUUUGAUUUCCGCAGCUUUACCAGAUAAGUGCAUGCACUUGUUUCUUCUUCAAAGGCGUUGACUUGGAAGCAGAAAAUGAAGCUGGUUCCAAGAGAGCUUGACAAAUUGGGCCUCCACAAUGCUGGGUUUCUAGCCCAGAAGAGACUUGCUCGUGGGUUAAGGCUCAAUCACCCUGAAGCUGUUGCACUCAUAGCCACUCAGAUAUUGGAGUUUGUUAGAGAUGGUGACAAAUCUGUGGCAGAGUUGAUGGAUAUUGGGAAACAGCUUCUAGGGAGGAAGCAAGUUCUUCCGGGUGUUCAAUAUCUAUUGGAUAUGGUGCAGGUCGAGGGGACGUUUCGUGAUGGGACCAAGUUAAUCACCAUUCAUGAUCCAAUUUCUUGUGAUAAUGGAGAUCUGGAACUAGCUUUAAAGAACUCUUUUCUUCCUGUUCCCUCAAUUGAUAAGUUUCCAGAAAUGGUGGACGGUAGAGUUCCUGGUGAAAUAAUCGUCAAAGGUGGUAAUAUUGUAAUUAAUGAAGGAAGGAAGGCAAUAAUUCUGAAAGUUGUCAAUACUGGAGACAGGCCAGUUCAGGUUGGCAGUCACUAUCACUUUAUUGAGGUCAAUCCCCACCUGGUCUUUGAUCGAAUGAAAUCAUAUGGUAUGCGCCUGAAUAUACCUGCUGGAACAGCCAAGAGAUUUGAGCCGGGGGAAUGUAAACAUGUCGUACUUGUAAGCAUUGGAGGUAAUAGAGUAGUCAGAGGAGGAAAUGACAUUGUUGAUGGUGCAGUACGAAGCCAAGUUGGAGGUAAUAGAGUAGUCAGAGGAGGAAAUGACAUUGUUGAUGGUGCAGUACGAAGCCAAGCAGUCAAGGGAGCUUUGGAAGCCAGACAAUUUGGGAAUGAAGAAGAACCAAAUGCUAGGGAAGGUGUUGCAGGAAUAGAUGCAGCUUUUACCACUGUAAUUUCUCGUGAGUCAUAUGCAAACAUGUAUGGCCCUACUACUGGUGAUAAAGUUCGGCUCGGUGAUACCAACUUGUUUGCUGAAAUUGAAAAAGAUUAUACUUUUUGUGGGGAUGAAUCUGUAUUUGGAGGUGGCAAAGUUAUAAGAGAUGGAAUGGGCCAGUCAUCAGGGAAUGAACCAGCUGACUCAUUGGACACAGUUAUAACUAAUGCUGUAAUCAUUGAUUAUAGUGGGAUCUUCAAGGCAGAUAUUGGUAUUAAAGAUGGUCAUAUAGUUGCCCUUGGGAAAUCAGGCAAUCCAGAUGUUAUGGAUUGUGAACCUAGCAAUAUGAUCAUUGGGGUUAACACAGAGGUCAUUGCAGCAGAAGGACAAAUUGUGACUGCAGGAGCUAUAGACUGUCAUGUGCAUUUCAUAUGCCCUCAGUUGGCAUAUGAAGCCAUAUCAAGUGGUAUCACAACCCUAGUGGGAGGUGGAACAGGACCUGCUACGGGGACUCGUGCAACAACAUGCACACCAUCUCCAUUGCAAAUGAAGUUAAUGCUGCAAUCAACUGAUGAAGUGCCUCUAAAUUUUGGCUUUACAGGGAAGGGGAACAGUGCCGAACCUGAUGGGCUAUGCAAGAUAAUCAAGGCUGGAGCAAUGGGUCUGAAGCUGCAUGAAGACUGGGGCACAACUCCUGCUGCAAUAGACAAUUGUUUGAGUGUUGGAGACCAAUAUGACGUCCAGGUUAAUAUCCACACGGACACCUUGAAUGAAUCUGGAUUUGUGGAACACACAAUCGCUGCAUUUAAAGACAGAACUAUCCAUACUUACCACAGUGAAGGUGCAGGUGGGGGUCAUGCUCCAGAUAUUAUCAAAGUAUGUGGUGUGGAAAAUGUCCUGCCCUCAUCAACGAAUCCCACACGGCCUUUCACCUCCAAUACUAUAGAUGAGCAUCUUGAUAUGCUGAUGGUUUGCCAUCACCUUGACAAGGACAUUCCAGAAGAUGUAGCUUUUGCUGAAUCAAGGAUAAGAGCUGAAACAAUUGCCGCAGAAGAUAUAUUGCAUGAUAUGGGGGCAAUUAGCAUGGUAGCUUCUGAUUCACAGGCUAUGGGUCGCAUUGGAGAGGUGAUAACCAGAACUUGGCAAACUGCUGACAAGAUGAAAUCACAAAGAGGGUCAAUAGAACCUAGUGGAUCCAACAAUGACAAUUUCCGGAUCAAGAGAUACAUUGCAAAGUACACCAUAAAUCCAGCAAUAGCAAAUGGAUUUUCUAAAUAUGUUGGUUCAGUUCAGUUGGGCAAGUUCGCUGAUCUUGUUCUAUGGAAGCCAUCUUUCUUUGGGGCAAAACCAGAAAUGGUGGUCAAAGGUGGUGCAAUUGCAUGGGCUAAUAUGGGUGAUCCAAACGCAAGCAUCCCGACACCUGAACCGGUCAUUUCAAGACCUAUGUUUGGUGCAUUUGGCAAGGCUAGUAGUGCUCAUUCCAUUGCCUUUGUCAGCAAGGAAGCUAAAAGAAUUGGGGUUAAAGCCUUGUAUGACCUGAACAAGAGAGUGGAAGCUGUGGGCAAUGUUAGGAAGCUCCGCAAACGCGACAUGGAGCUCAAUGACGCCCUGCCAAAUAUUAAAGUUGACCCAGAGACAUACACGGUGACAGCAGACGGCGAGGUUCUGACCUGCAGUGCAGCCACCACCGUUCCCCUAUCCCGGAAUUACUUCCUGUUUUAGGCUCAUUAUAACUUUUUCUUGGAACCUCUCCCACUUGUAUCCCAAAAUGCUGCUACUUAUCUUUUGGCCAAUGUAAUAAUGCAAGCCUAACAAACUUCUGACUCCCAUAUGGCUAUUGCAUGUUCUAAGAAUCUGGAUGCAUUUAUGUGGUUGCUGAAAGCAAAUCUCA